This is a messenger RNA of Hansenula ciferrii, 1551 nucleotides long. RefSeq names its product General amino acid permease (gene AGP2). Gene Ontology annotation, cellular component: membrane. Lineage: Eukaryota; Fungi; Ascomycota; Saccharomycetes; Phaffomycetales; Wickerhamomycetaceae. The record is from RefSeq and is a predicted model, not a curated record. The transcript has a single exon. Gene Ontology annotation, biological process: amino acid transmembrane transport. Gene Ontology annotation, molecular function: amino acid transmembrane transporter activity. The coding region runs from base 1 to 1551 and encodes 516 amino acids.
AUGAAGAGUAACCAAUUUACGGUAGAAGAUGGUUCAGUAAAUUCUGCAGAAGUUGGAUCACUAACUGAUGUGAUACUUCAUAAAGAUUCAAAUGGUGAUGUGAUUAAAGAAAAUGGAUUGAAAGCUGGUCUACAAAAUAGAAUGAUUAAUUUAAUUGCAUUAUGUGGAAUUAUAGGACCAGGUAUGUUUAUUGGUAUUGGUAAUAUGUUGGCAAAAGGUGGUCCUGUUUCAAUGAUUGUUGGUUUUGGAAUUGUCGGUAUUUUGGUCAUAUUUAUGAUGUUUGCAGUUGGUGAAUUGAAUUCAAUUUAUGAUGAAAAUUUUGCAAUCUUGGGGUCAAGAUUUAUAUCUAAAGGUUUUGGUGCAACAAUAUCACUUUAUUAUGUUAUAAUUUGGGUUACAAUAUUAAUUUCUGAAUACACAUCAUUAACUGCAGCUCUUCAAAGUUAUACCACUAAAAUCCCAAUGUAUGGUUGGUUUUUAAUUUUCUUCACCAUUUUCACUUGUUUCCAAACUUUAGAAAUAAGUUGGUGGGGUGAAAGUGAAUAUAUCUUGGGAAUGUUUAAAUUGAUUUUCAUAACUGGAUUUUAUCUUUUUGCAAUAAUUUUUGCAAGUGGUGGUAUUCCAAAUCAUAAACCUGAUAAUCCUUUUGGGAAAUAUCCUUUAAAUUCAGGGUUUAAAGGUAUAGCAAGUUCAUUUGUUUAUGCUGGAGUUUUUUAUGCGGGUGUUGAAGGAAUAUCCUUAUUAACUAUGGAAUCUAAAAAUCCGAGAAAAGCUAUUCCAAGUGCUGUUAAAAGUACUGUUUAUAGAGUGUUUUAUGUUUAUAUUGGUCUUUCAAUUGCCUAUGGUAUCACAGUGGCAUAUAAUGAUCCCAUUUUAAAUUCAGGUGAUGGUGUUUUAAAAUCACCAAUGAUGAUUGCAUUAACAAAUGCCGGUUGGACCAAUUCAAAAUAUUUUGUUACAACUUUUAUAUGGAUAACUUGUUUUAGUUCAAUAAAUACUGCAAUAUAUUUUGCAUCUAGAUCCUUAUUUGCAUGGGCUCAAGAAGGUUAUGGUCCUAAAAUUUUCACAAAAGUUACUAAAAAAGGUGUACCAUAUGUUGCAAUCCAUUUUGUUCAUAUUUUUAGCUUUUUAGCUAUAUUGUCAUAUAGUUCAGGCUCACGUGUUGCUUAUACAUAUAUAAUAUCAGUUACUGGAGUGGCAACUUUCAUUGUUUGGGUUUGUAUUUGUGGGGUUCAUUUAAGAUUUAGAUACGCUUGGAUUAAAAGGAAUUUACCAUUGGAUAAUAUUCCAUAUUUGGCACCAUGUUUCCCAUAUGGAAGUUAUUUUGGUGCUGGGUUGGGAAUUGUUUUAGUUCUGGUUCAAGGAUGGACAUGUUUUGUCCCAUUUGAUUACAAAUCGUUUAUUGAUGGCUACAUCAUGUUGCCAUUAUUCUUUAUUAUAUGGGGCUGUUAUGAUUACUUUUAUUUUAAAAAAGGGUUAUUGAAAGUCAAUGAGAUUGAUUUUGAAUCAACAAGGUUAGAAUUGACUGAAGAUGUUGAUAAGUUAUUAUGA